Molecule: messenger RNA, 1499 nt
Organism: Eruca vesicaria subsp. sativa (arugula)
Lineage: Eukaryota; Viridiplantae; Streptophyta; Magnoliopsida; Brassicales; Brassicaceae
Source: the annotation of a GenBank genome assembly
AAAAGCUAGAGAGAGAGAAAGAGAGAAACAAAUCAAACGGAGACGAAGAAAGCACAAGAAGAAGAUACACACUGAAUCCCUUAACUUCACAGAAAGAAAGAGAGAAGACAUGCAAAACUAAAGUCUGUGUCCUUUCUUCAUCUUCGUUUCAUCUAAAUACUCAAAAAGGCCUUCUUCAUUAUCAUCUUGUUUGACGUUAUGCAUCAGAUGAAUAAGAAAGGUUCCACUUUGCCAUACCUUAAUACUAGCAUCUCAUGGGGUACUAUGAUUCCAACGGUACCCUUAAGCUUGAAGACGGUGGAUGCAACAAGGGCUGAACAUAUGCAGCAUACCACAAAGCAAAUCAGUUUCCAGGACCAGGAUUCACCUUCAACUCAGUCCACUUGUCAGUCUUACACUGAAGUUGCAAGUAGUGGAGAUGAUAAUCCUUCCAAACAAAUCUCUUUUUCAACCAGAUCAGGAUCUGAAGAAACUCAGCGGAAGGUAUCUGCGACUCAUGCUAAAUCAGGUGCAAUUACAGGAUUCCCGAACAUGCACUUUGCUCCUACGCAGGCUAAUUUCUCAUUUCACUAUGCUGAUUCGCAUUAUGGCGGUUUGUUAGCUGCAACGUAUCUGCCACAGGCACCGACAUGCAAUCCCCAAAUGGUUGGUAUGGUUCCUAGUAGAGUUCAGUUACCAGUGGAGAUCGCUGAAACUGAGCCAGUCUUUGUCAAUGCGAAGCAGUACCAUGCAAUCAUGAGGAGAAGGCAGCAACGUGCCAAGCUUGAGGCUCAGAACAAACUAAUCAAAGCCCGGAAGCCUUAUCUUCAUGAAUCACGACAUGUCCAUGCUCUUAAAAGGCCAAGAGGAUCCGGUGGAAGAUUCCUCAACACCAAAAAACUUCAAGAGUCCCAACAGGCUGCUGCUAAAGAACAAGAACAACGUGACAAGUCGGUUCAGGAAGCAAACAAAAAGGCAAACAUGUCUAGAUUCCAAGCUCAUAUGCUGCAGCACAACAAAGACCGUGGCUCAACCACUUCUGGCUCUGACAUCACAUCUGUUUCCGACGGUGCUACUGAUAUCUUCGGACACACUGAAUUCCAGUUUUCAGGUUUUCCAACAACUCAGACUAACCGAGCUAUGCUUGUUCAUGGUCAAUCCAAUGACAUGCAUGGAGGUGGGGACUUGCACCAUUUCUCUGUCCAUAUCUGAGACAUUGAAUCUUUGGUGAUGUUUCAUGUUUCCCACCAUAAGGGGAAGUCAUCCUUGGCUACUACUAGUUCUUCUACUUCUGUUACUUUUCCAUUUUACUUUAUCUAUUGUGUUAAGACAUCACCACAAGAACAUGAACUACCAUAAUCUUCGCUUACCUUGUGUAUCUUCCUAUGUAAACUAGUGGUUUGAUUUUCGUAUAAACUUUCAAUUCCACUUUGUGUGUUUCUUUUAUCACUUCAUGUGUGCCUGUAAUGAAGAAGUCUCUGGAUUCUGUAUGAUUAUGAUAAAUAAAACACAGAUUCUGC